GUUCCUUGAUUACAUGAUGCAAAUGCUUACUCUACCUGAAACACCAAUGGAUGAAGGGAAUGACAGCAUCAUCAAAACAGAGGCACCUGAAGAAGCAUCUCAGGAGGGGUCUCUGCUGUCUUCUGUGGAUGGGCUCCAAGAUUUUGAAUUGUACAUAUCUGAUAUCACAGGUGGCCAGCAAAUGAAGUCAGAACUAGAUCAGUAUCUGGAAGAGGCCUUUACGGAUCGAGUGGAAGACUUCGAUGUUCUGGUUUGGUGGAGACUGAACAGAAUGAAGUACCCAACUCUCUCUAGGAUGGCUUCUGAUAUUUUGUCGAUAUCGGUGUCUACCGUUGCCUCUGACUCUGUGUUUAACACUGAAAUAAAAAGAAUGGAUAGUUACCGGACUUCAUUGGGUCCAGCAACUCUUGAGGCCCUUAUCUGCGCCAAAGAUUGGCUUAAAUAUGGAUCAUUCCCACAACCUCCAGCACUUUAAGUUUCUGAUAGUUAUGUUCUCAAAAUGGAAUUUUAGGCAUAGGUUUCAUUUUGUUCUUUAGGUAGAUCAUUGGGAGUCUCAUUUUGAUGGUUUUUAGAUGUUAACACAAUGCUAGUUAAAUUUUGUUUUUCCUCCAUCUUAGGAUGCUUACAGUUCCAAAAUUUUGUGUUAGUAUAGCACUUGUUUACAUUCUUGGAUUAGUAAAUCAGCUGCAAGAUUAAUUGGUCCAGUGCAAUCAUAUUCUUCCAUUGAUUCUGUUA
Molecule: messenger RNA, 735 nt
Organism: Prunus mume (Japanese apricot)
Lineage: Eukaryota; Viridiplantae; Streptophyta; Magnoliopsida; Rosales; Rosaceae
Source: RefSeq, a predicted model, not a curated record